AUGAAACCAUCAGGUCGUGGGCGCGGACAUGGUCGAGAGCAAGUUUUCUCUUCGAUCGCUCCUCCAUCUCCUUCCAUAUCAAGUACAUCAUUAACACACGUCGUAACGACAAGUGGAAAAUCUGAUACAUUGUCUGACGAAGGUAUCGCAUCGUCGAUAGUAACAUUGAAUAUUCCGCAACCUACUACGGCAAUAAAAAGCACAGUACCACAUGGACGAGGACAAGUUAAACGAGAUGUACCGCCGAGUGCGCCAGAAAUAUCAAUAGCUGUUCGCCAAUCACAGAUAACGGCUAUCGACGAUGACAUAUUAGAUACUUCGAAAAGAGCAGUAACAACAACUAAGCAGCCACAAAUAACGACAGUCGACGACACAUCAAUCGCUACUUCUCAAAUAACAACGACAACAAUCUCAUCAGUCACAUCUAAGAAAUCUGGUCGUUCUUGUUUUAUUACUGACGAUAAACGUUCAAAAUGGAUAGUAUCAGAAUUAACUGAACAGCAGUUUUUGACAACUGAGCGCCCAUUAAAACCCAAAACACUGGGUGAAUUAGGUCUGAUGAUACAAGUGAUGGUCAAUUGUUAUCCAGUAACAUGGUAUCCAAAAGAAGGCAUCGAAAUAUUCAAAUUUAUAAUUCGUUUAACGGAUAAAUCAAUUGAUUUUGCCAAAUUAGUGUUACCGGAGGACUUUGACAGUCUUGAAUGCUUAAAACAAGUAUUAUCUUCCGUACUACAUGAACAAUGUUCUUCAACAGCCAAUUUUGUUAAUAAACGUGUAUUUUAUUCAAUUACAGAUAAUGGAAAUGCUUCUAAUCUUGGUGAAGGCAAAGCAUUAUGGUCUGGAUUUUAUUCAUGUCUAAUGUUUUCAAAAGGACGUUAUAAGCUAUUAGUGAAUUUAGAUGUUAGUCACUCGUGCUUUUUGAAGAAACAACCAUUUCAUAAGUUUCUAUGUGAAGUGAUGGCGAAUAGUCCAUGUGGAUUCUACUAUACUAAAGGCAAACGAAAUGAAAGAGAGAAAGUGACAAUAGAAGAUUGCGUAUACUAUUUAGAUCCAAUAAAUAAUCAAGCAUAUUAUGAUGAUGAACUCAAAUUUCUUGUUAAACAUUGUAAAGACAUGAAGGUUCGAGCGAAUUACGGAAGUACAAUUACUUAUACCAUCGAUUCACUUGGACAAUCAGCAUCAACCCAAAUAUUUUAUUGGAAAAUAAAACACAAACAAAAAACCAGCACAGUAGAAGAAUAUUUUCAAGAACGCUAUAAUAUCAAUUUACGUUAUCCUCGUUUGCCCGUAUUGAAAACGACAAAGGGUACGUAUUUACCCAUGGAGUUGGUUGAUGUUGAACCAGCUUGUAUACGAAAAAUAAAUGAUGAUCAACGUGCAACGGUUACACAACUGACAUCAAAGAAACCCUUCGAGCGUAGGCGACAAAUAGAACACGUACGAAAUAAACAACAAAAUUUUGAUGAAGAUCCGUUUGUUAAACAAUGGGGUUUAAAUAUUGAUCCUCGAAUGUUAAUUAUACUGGCACGUGUGUUAUCAAUGCCAACAAUACAUUAUAAUAAAACCUAUGAAGUUACAGAACGAAAUAAUCGUGGAAAACAAGGCUUAUGGGAUGCUCAAGGUAUAACGAUAAAAUGUGACUAA
Didymodactylos carnosus is the source of this 1644-nucleotide messenger RNA. Lineage: Eukaryota; Metazoa; Rotifera; Eurotatoria; Philodinida; Philodinidae. The record is from the annotation of a GenBank genome assembly.